AUGGUAUUGUCGUCCAAUCAAAAUGCGCUCGCUCAUUUGUAUAAAGCUCAGGGCACGGGUCGGGGCCGUAGACGGCCGGUACCCAAGUACGAGCCGACGCCGCAAACCACACCGCCAGAGUUGGCCAGACAUUAUGGCACCGACUCUAUGGACGCUGAGAUGAGCUAUAGUCCGGCCUAUGAGGGCGGCCAACACGAAGAUUCAGCGGCUAUCCCGAGACCCCUGUCCAACGCCCAAGUGAUGGAACUGAUCGCCCAAAUGGACAAAACACUACAACUCGACGAUACCGAUAGUCCGGCGCCGGAGACAACGCCAGUGACAGCCCCUGUCAUCGGCCAUACACCCAGAGUCAAGGUCUAUGAACGGGUGCUUACGCUAUGGCUGAACCGAUUGGGACCCGACGGCAGUCUCAUCAAUGAUGAUCCCCAGCCCCCGGAGUCGCCGACACAGGGGUUGUCUAAAAUGUAAUGUGUUUUAAGAAAUAAUAUGAUUUGUUUUUCUAUUUUUGCUAUAAUUUUGUUUUUAUGUUUUCAAUUAAUUUCCAUUAAUAUUUAUAAUUUGUUUAUGUUUAAUGGUUUCAUUGUGCC
Molecule: messenger RNA, 587 nt
Organism: Medioppia subpectinata
Lineage: Eukaryota; Metazoa; Arthropoda; Arachnida; Sarcoptiformes; Oppiidae
Source: the annotation of a GenBank genome assembly